AGGCAUGAGUGAGAACAUGUGAGCAAAUUUAAAUAGUCAACGUUUAGUAGAGAAGCUCAACUUAUAUUUGUUUCUUUCUGACUGUGUAGCUGGAUGGAGUGAUUUAUAUUCAUAUCACUUUGGAUUGCUGUAAAAGGGCUGUGGGCUUUGUGCACUAUGGAUUUAAGCAUUACUAGACGAACAGGAGUUCUGCUCCUUAUUUUCACAUUUUCAAGUCUUCUGUAUGGCUCCAGAGGAGAAAUCCCACCCAAACCAAGCAGCGGUGUCACAAUUUUCACAGUGAAGCCCAAUGAUGUCCCGCAGGCCUAUCCAGAACCGGAAAAGACUAAUUUACCUGCCUUUACAAUUAAUUACCCAAGAAUACAGAUACCAUUUGAGAUCACUCUCUGGGUGCUGCUGGCUUCAUUCGCAAAGAUUGGUUUCCAUGUGUACCACAAGAUCACCAUCUGGGUGCCAGAGUCCUGUCUUCUGAUCAGCAUUGGCCUGAUCGUGGGUGGCAUCAUGUACUCUGUCCAUGAGGAGCCCCCCGCUGUGCUCACCAGCAAAGUCUUCUUCCUCUACAUGCUGCCCCCAAUUGUCCUCGAAUCAGGCUACUUCAUGCCCACCAGCCUGUUCUUUGAGAACUUUGGCACGGUGUUGUGGUUUGCAGUGGUGGGGACACUGUGGAACAGCAUCGGCAUUGGCAUGUCUCUGUACGCCAUAUGCCAGAUUGAGGUGUUUGGCGUGCAGGACAUCAACCUCCAGGAGAACCUCCUGUUUGCCACCAUCAUCUCAGCCGUGGACCCUGUUGCCGUGCUGAGCGUGUUUGAGGAGGUGUCUGUGAAUGAGCAGCUGUACAUUGUGGUGUUUGGGGAAUGCCUCUUCAAUGACGCUGUCACUGUGGUGUUGUACAACAUGUUCAACUUUGUGGCGGAGAUGCCGGUUGUGGAGCCAGUGGAUGUUCUCCUGGGGGUGACAAGGUUCUUCGUGGUCGGGCUUGGUGGGAUGGGCUUUGGCAUCCUGUUUGGCUUCGUGGCUGCCUUCACCACAAGAUUCACCUCCAAGGUCCGAGAAAUCGAGCCACUCUUCAUUUUCAUGUACAGCUACCUGGCCUAUCUGGUGGCCGAGCUCUUCGCCCUCUCCUCCAUCAUGGCCAUUGUGACCUGUGCCCUCACCAUGAAGUACUACGUGGAGGAAAAUGUUUCCCAGCGUUCCUGCACAACCAUCCGCCAUGUGAUUAAGAUGCUUGGCUCCAUGUCCGAGACCCUCAUCUUCUUCUUUCUUGGGGUUGUCACCAUAACAACAGAACACGAGUGGAACUGGGGCUACAUCCUGUUCACAUUGCUGUUUGCUUUUGUAUGGAGAGGUCUGGGUGUUUUGGUGAUGACUCAGAUCAUUAACCCUUUUCGCACCAUCCCUUUUAACAUGAAAGAUCAAUUUGGUCUGGCCUACGGUGGUCUGCGAGGUGCAAUUUCGUUCGCCUUGGUCUUUACUCUUCCCGAUCACAUCAUCCGCAAGCAGCUCUUUGUCACUGCCACCAUUGCUAUCAUCCUCUUCACUGUCUUUCUUCAGGGGAUCAGCAUUCGACCAUUGAUUGAGUACAUCAAUGUCCGCAGAACCAACCGCAAUCUUGACAACAUCAAUGUAGAGAUUCACUGCAGGCUCAUGGAGCACACUGUAGCUGGCAUAGAGGACCUCUGUGGACAGUGGGGCCACUUCUACUGGAAGGACAAGUUUAUGAAGUUCAACAAUCGAAUCCUGCGGAAGAUCCUGAUCCGGGACAACCGGGCCGAGUCCAGUAUUGUGGCGCUGUAUAAGAAGCUAGAACUACAGAAUGCCAUGGAGAUCCUAGACACAGUGUCUGGAGACAUCAGUGCUGCUCCCUCAAUUGUCUCGCUCUAUGAGGAAAAGAAAAACUCUGCAAAACCUAAGAAGAAGCUUCUGGCUUCUGAUCUGAAGCAAAUGCAUGACAUCUUGUCCAAGAACAUGUACAAGAUCAGACAACGGACGGUGGCAUACACAAAUAAGCAUGCCCUGCCCAACGACAGCCACACCAAAGAGAUAUUAAUAAGGCGCCACACAACCAUCCGCCGCAGCCUCCGACCUGGCAGUUUUCAGUCAUCGGUGGUGCCAAAAUCUCAGAAGUACUUCUCUCUUCCUGCUGGUAAAAGUCUGGACUCAAAAUGUCCUCCUGGGAGGCUGAGCUAUGCAGAUUAUAAGGACAUGGGACCCUCCAGACGCUCUUGGUUUGGCCAGCCCACACGGUCCUCCUCCAGAGCCAUGAUACCUCUACGCAGGUUGGACUCCCUUCAAGAGGCGCCCUCUGUUGACAUGCUGGAUGAAAAUACAGGGGAGGAGAGAGGCAGCACAAGCUGUGGCAUGUCCAGAAUAAACUCUGCUUCCAGUGAUUCCCGCAGACCUGCUCCUCGCCGCCACUUCUAUGUUGACAAUGACAGCGGUUCAGCUGAUAACUUUAUAAAUGGGCAUCAUGAAGAAGCAGCAGUGGAGGAGCAGCAGCAGCAGCCUGUGUCUCCAUCUCCAACCUGGUCUGCUGAACCCAGAGACAACGCAACACGAAACCCUCUGCUCAGGCGGCCUCAGUGGAACCCGAAGAUGUAAAAGUGUCCCUGAGAUUUCAAGAGCAGCUGGACUGCUACAGACUGAGUUUCAGGUUCCCAAGCAGCUCUAGGGUCUCUACAUAUUAUAUAUUCAUAUAACAAAAAGGUCAAGUAAAUGAACACUGGAGGUCCACUGAUUUUUUUUAUAGGAUUCACAUCAAUAUGCCUUUAAAUACUUUAUCUUCCUGUAGGAUUUCGAGAAGUGUUUAAAGAAAAUGUGAAUUAAACUGUUUUAUUUGAGUAAUUAUUUCUUAGUACUUACAACUAAAUAUUACCUUAUUUGUAUUUUAUUGCCUAUUGUGUAUAACAGUUGUACGGUAUGAUUGAUAAUACAAGUUUUGUAUAUAGACCAUAUUAGUUUAACACGAGGAAGAAUUGCUGUGUCUCUACAACUAAAAACACCAUUGACUCACAAACAAAACAUUUAUUUCUUGUGACUUUUUGGCAUGUACUUACAUUUAUACAACUUUCCUUCUAGCUGGUAUGUGGGUUUUUAAAUAAGAGUGGUGCUCAGUAUACAGCUGAAAUUCAACUUAAAAAACCCAAACAAUUUCAUUAAAUCUCUAUUUAAACAUAUCCUAAGAUAAAUUAACAAUCUGUAAAAUUUAAGAGUCAGAAAUUAGAGAAACAUUCACUCAUAUACCACCAUAGGAACCAUUUCUCAUGUGGUGCAUUUGGAGAAACUACUGGCAUUGAGGUAAAAUGUGUUAAACUAAUUAUGGCCAACUUGACUACUCCAAAAGUACAACAGUGUAAUAUACCUUCAGGCAGCCUGAUUUCACCACAGCAACUGUAAGUUCAAACCAUUUUGAAUGUUUAAAUGGUUGAAGCAUCAUUGCCUGGUGUGUGAAAGGAGGAUCACCUGUAUUUUGGUGAAGACGUAGAAGUUAUUUUGACUUGUAGUGUAUCAUCAGCAGGCCCACAGUAAGUCCAGGAACUUAUUGCGGUAAGAGAAUUAAAUAAAGUGUGCAUUGU
Micropterus dolomieu (smallmouth bass) is the source of this 3572-nucleotide messenger RNA. RefSeq names its product solute carrier family 9 member 2 (gene slc9a2). The transcript is spliced from 13 exons. Gene Ontology annotation, molecular function: sodium:proton antiporter activity. The record is from RefSeq and is a predicted model, not a curated record. Gene Ontology annotation, biological process: sodium ion transport; regulation of pH; proton transmembrane transport. Gene Ontology annotation, cellular component: membrane. NCBI's taxonomy places the organism in Eukaryota, Metazoa, Chordata, Actinopteri, Centrarchiformes, Centrarchidae. Bases 157 to 2598 code for a protein of 813 amino acids.